Molecule: messenger RNA, 1218 nt
Organism: Drosophila eugracilis
Lineage: Eukaryota; Metazoa; Arthropoda; Insecta; Diptera; Drosophilidae
Gene: scf
Product: calumenin
Exons: 2
Coding region: 33-1049 (338 amino acids)
Cellular component (GO): endoplasmic reticulum
Molecular function (GO): calcium ion binding
Source: RefSeq, a predicted model, not a curated record
GUCUCACGAUUCAUUCUGAGUUUGCCUUUCGGAUGAAGAUGUCGUCGCGUUGGAACAUCACUGGAACCGGGAUCCAGAUGCUGAUACUUGUUGUUGCACUAACCGCGGGGGCGAUAAGUGGCGCAAGUGCCUCCAGUAUUCCGGAAGAGGUGCCCCACAAUCCGCUAGAGUACGACUCGCUGCACGCCAAGCACUUCGAUGGGGGCGAGCACAAUGCACAGUUCGAUCAUGAGGCCUUUUUGGGUCCAGAUGAGUCCAAGAAGUUCGACAACCUGACGCCGGAAGAGAGCAGGCGGAGACUGGGUGUCAUUGUGGACCGGAUUGAUGAGAACAAGGACGGAUUCGUCACUUUGGCCGAGCUUAAGAAUUGGGUCGCCUACACGCAGAGGCGCUACAUCGAGGAGGAUGUGGAUCGCCUGUGGAAGCAGCACAAUCCCGAGAAAAAUAACUCCAUCAGCUGGGAUUCCUACAGGAACACAGUCUACGGGUUCAUGGAUGAAUUGAGCAGCCAAGAAAGGGAACAGGAGGAAAAUGGAGUCAGUUACAAGAGCCUGCUAAAGCGGGAUCGCAACCGCUGGGCGGUAGCCGACCAGGAUUUGGAUGAUAAUCUCACCCGGGAAGAGUUUACUGCCUUUUUGCAUCCCGAAGAUCACCCCAGAAUGAAGGAUGUGGUCCUGCGCGAAACCAUCUCCGACCUAGAUAAGGACAAUGAUGGCAAGAUAUCGGUGGACGAGUACAUUGGUGACAUGUACCGAUCGACCGACGAAGAUGACGAGGAACCUGAGUGGGUGGCCAACGAGAGGGAGGCGUUCUCAACCCAUCGCGACUUGGACAAAGAUGGCUAUUUGAACGAGGAGGAGGUGAAGCUGUGGAUAGCGCCCCACGACUGGGAUCAUUCGGAGAGCGAAGCCAAACACCUGCUGUUUGAGGCUGAUGCGGAUCACGAUGACAAGUUGACCAAAGAAGAAAUCCUUGACAAAUAUGACGUUUUCGUGGGCUCCCAAGCCACAGAUUUCGGUGAAGCUCUAGCACGGCACGAUGAGUUCUAAACAGUCUACCAAAUACCCAGCAUCCCUGAGAUUAAGAUUGAUCCUAUGAAUCUCCCAUUUCGCAUGCCAAAUAAUUUGUAAAACUCUACUAGAUCCUAAGACCAUUGAAAGUGCAUUGUAAACCAACUCGAAUGAAGGGCCCAUACAUAUAUUAUGGCACCACAACUAA